ACUUUUCAUAUUCAAUAAAUAAAUAAUCGCAUUUAGCUUUUCCCCAAAUUCCCUAAAACCUCACUUCACAUCGCCGGCGACGAACACUUCAGCUUGUUUGGUGGUAUAUAUCUUCACUUAGGGUUAGGUUAGGGAUUUUGAAGUUUCGAGUGUUGCGAGGGAUAGUUGAUUGAAGCAUAUUGUAAAAAUGGAUGAUGAGAUUCAGAAAACGCAAGAGGAGAGGAAGAAGAUGGAGCAGCAGCUCGCUUCUAUGAAUACGGUGACUUUUGAUACUGAAUUCUAUAGUUCGAAUAAAUUUGAGGGUUAUGAGAAAUCUAUUCCGGUGAAUGAUGAUGAUGAUACUUUUGAUACGGAGAAUGAGGUUGCUAGAAAGAUGGCAUCUUUCACUGCGCCGAAACAGUUUUUUAAGGAGGUUCCACGGGGUGCAGGGGAAGAGGAUGAGCCGAGUGGGUUUAAUAAACCGAGUAAGAUUAUUGAUAGGGAGGAUGAUUAUAGGAGGAGGAGGUUGAAUAGGGUCAUUUCUCCUGAGAGGAAUGAUCCUUUUUUGGAUAAGACUCCAGGGCCGGAAGUGAGGACGUAUGCGGAUGUUAUGAGGGAGGAGGCUUUGAAGAGGCAGAAGGAAGAGUUGAUGAAGGAGAUUGCGAAGAAGAAGAAGGAAGAACAGGAAAAAGCAGCGGAUAAAAAGGAGGAGGUUGAGAAGCCAGCUCAGAAGAGGAGGAAUAGGUGGGACCAAUCGCAGGAUGAGGGUGGUGCGAAGAAGGCGAAAGCUGGUUCAGAUUGGGACCAGCCGGACUCAACACCUGGGAUUGGAAGGUGGGAUGCAACCCCCACACCCGGCAGGGUCGGUGAUGCAACACCCUCUGUCAAGAAGAAUAGAUGGGAUGAGACACCUACACCUGGUAGGGUUGCUGAUUCAGAUGCUACCCCUGCUGGUGGUGCUACUCCAGGUGCAACUCCAGCUGGUAUGUCUUGGGAUGCUACACCAAAGCUUGCAGGUCUUGCUACCCCCACGCCUAAAAGACAGAGGUCAAGGUGGGACGAGACUCCAGCUACUAUGGGAAGUGCAACUCCCAUGUCAGGUGCUACCCCGGCAGCAGCUUAUACACCGGGUGUUACUCCUGUUGGGGGUGUUGAACUAGCUACACCAACCCCUGGUGCCAUUAAUUUGCGUGGUCCGGUUACUCCUGAACAAUACAAUUUGAUGAGGUGGGAGAAGGACAUUGAAGAGAGAAAUCGACCCUUAACUGAUGAGGAGCUUGACUCAAUGUUUCCUCAGGAAGGAUAUAAGAUUUUGGAUCCUCCAGCAUCCUAUGUUCCCAUUAGAACACCCGCCAGGAAGCUUCUUGCCACACCAACUCCUAUAGGGACACCUCUGUACUCUAUUCCAGAAGAAAAUCGGGGUCAACAGUUUGAUGUACCAAAAGAAAUGCCAGGUGGUUUGCCAUUUAUGAAGCCCGAGGAUUACCAGUAUUUUGGUUCCUUGUUGAAUGAGGAAGAUGAAGAGGAGUUGUCUCCCGAUGAACAGAAGGAGCGAAAAAUUAUGAAGCUUUUGCUCAAGGUUAAAAAUGGCACUCCCCCUCAGAGGAAAACUGCUUUGAGACAGCUCACUGAUAAGGCCAGAGAAUUUGGUGCCGGGCCCUUAUUCAAUCGGAUUCUGCCAUUGCUCAUGCAACCUACACUGGAAGACCAAGAAAGGCAUUUGCUGGUUAAGGUUAUUGAUAGGGUACUCUAUAAGUUGGAUGAAUUGCAAGCUGCUCCUUGUCCAUUUGUUGUCUAG
Molecule: messenger RNA, 1777 nt
Organism: Solanum stenotomum
Lineage: Eukaryota; Viridiplantae; Streptophyta; Magnoliopsida; Solanales; Solanaceae
Exons: 3
Coding region: 188-1777 (529 amino acids)
Biological process (GO): spliceosomal complex assembly
Cellular component (GO): U12-type spliceosomal complex; U2-type prespliceosome; catalytic step 2 spliceosome
Molecular function (GO): mRNA binding
Source: RefSeq, a predicted model, not a curated record